Pogoniulus pusillus (Red-fronted tinkerbird) is the source of this 9354-nucleotide messenger RNA. Its product is annotated as hyccin 2. The transcript has 14 exons. Gene Ontology annotation, biological process: phosphatidylinositol phosphate biosynthetic process; DNA replication; protein localization to plasma membrane. The coding region runs from base 261 to 2024 and encodes 587 amino acids. Lineage: Eukaryota; Metazoa; Chordata; Aves; Piciformes; Lybiidae. Gene Ontology annotation, cellular component: nuclear origin of replication recognition complex; plasma membrane; nucleus. The record is from RefSeq and is a predicted model, not a curated record. Gene Ontology annotation, molecular function: DNA replication origin binding.
CGGAGCGGCCGCAAGGCCCGGGACAGUGCCCUCUCGCUGCCUGCCUUUGGGGUUCAGCUCGUCAAGGGAAGAAGUUGGGGAAAUCGGAGGCGACGUGGGGAGACGUCCUGAAAUCAUGGAACUGCAUUAAAGAAAAAAAGGCAGUACUUGAAGCCUUGACAAAUGCAUCCCAGGUUGAAAAACUGCUACAAUCCUCUUCCUCCUCCUCCUUUAGAAAAUUGACUUCCUAGAAGAGGUAAGAGAGAAGCAAAAGUAAGAAAAUGCUGGGGUCAGAACGAGGUGUUGUGGAAGAAUGGCUUUCAGAAUUCAAGGCUUUACCUGAAACACAGAUUUCAAGCUAUGCAGCUACAUUGCACCGAAAAAAACCACUGGUACCAGCUCUUUAUAAAGUCAUUCAAGAUCCAAAUAAUGAGCUCCUGGAGCCUGUUUGCCACCAGCUGUUUGAACUUUAUCGUAGUUCUGAAGUUCGGCUCAAGAGAUUCACGCUGCAGUUCUUGCCAGAGUUGAUCUGGGUAUAUCUGCGUCUCACUGCCAGCAGGGACAGGCAGAGUAACGGUUGCAUUGAAGCACUGCUACUUGGCAUCUACAACUUGGAAAUUGCUGACAAAGAUGGAAACAACAAAGUUUUGUCUUUCACUAUCCCUUCAUUAUCUAAACCUUCAAUAUAUCAUGAGCCCUCUACUAUUGGAUCCAUGGCGUUAACUGAAGGAGCUCUGUGUCAGCAUGAUCUCAUCAGGGUAGUUUACAGUGAUCUUCAUCCUCAGAGAGAAACCUUCACAGCACAGAAUCGGUUUGAGGUGCUGAGCUUUCUUAUGCUGUGCUACAAUUCUGCUAUUGUCUAUAUGCCUGCCUCUUCUUACCAGUCACUUUGUGGGAUGGGUUCCAGACUCUGUGUGAGUGGAUUUCCACGGCAGCAUGAGAAACGCUGGAAAGAACACUGUGGUAGAGUGGUGUUAGAUCCUGAUUUCAUGGUGCAGCUGCUCACAGGUGUCUAUUAUGCCAUAUAUAAUGGUCAGUGGGAUCUUGGCCAGGAGGUAUUGGAGGACAUAAUUUACAGAGCACAGCUUGAACUCUACUCACAGCCUCUGCUGGUGGCAAAUGCCAUGAAGAACUCCCUGCCCUUUGAUGCUCCUGACACAUCACAAGAAGGCCAGAAGGUACUGAAAGUAGAAGUUACUCCGACAGUGCCAAGGAUUUCCCGAACUGCUAUUACAACAGCUUCUAUCCGUCGUCAUCGCUGGAGGAGAGAAGAUGGCUUUGACUUCUCAAACGAGGCUGACUCAAGCAUACCUGGCUCACCGAUCCAACACGGCUCCACAGACCUAGGGAUCAAACAUGAGCAAGAGGGGGAGGUGCUGAUGCGCAGGACCCCUGAGCAUGGCUUCCUGGAGCCCGCCUUGGCAGCAGCCACAACAGAGGAUGCUGAAGGUGUAAAUGGAAGAGAGGAAUCUGUGAACCUUAAUGAUGCUGAUGAAGGAUUUUCAUCAGGAGCUUCCCUCAGCAGCCAGCCAGCUGGGACCAAGCCUCUAUCAUCUGUGUCCCAGAAGGGCAGCUUAAGGAAAACAGCAAAUGGGCAUUCUGCUAAGGAUAAAGAAACCUCUUCUGCAGCAAAAUCCAAUGAGAGCCCUCGAGAUUCAGUAGCUCGGAAGCAGUACAUGCACCAAUCUGCUGACCUUGGUGCAGAUAUAAUUGAGAUGACACCUACUAAGAAACACCUCAGCCUGCCUGCUGGGCAGGUGGUGCCAAAAGCCAACAGUUUGAGCCUGAUCAGAACUGCCAGUUCUUCCUCCAGUAAAUCAUUUGACUAUGUCAAUGGCAGUCAAGCAGGUUCGAGUGUUGGAGCUGGUACAGAGGGUGUUACCAAUCUAGCAGCUGGCAACACCAAUCGAUUUUCAACUAUCAGCCUACAGGAGGACCGUCUAGGCCAAGCUGGGGAAGGUAAAGAUCUCCUUCCCCCAGUAGCUCCCCUAACAAAGCAGUCUCGAUCUCCAAGUUUUAAUAUGCAACUGAUAUCCCAGGUCUAACUCUGACUUCCUUCCUUCGGACUUGCUCUUUCCUCUUUAUCCCCAGGCAAGUUCAUCUUUUGUCAAAGUAUGAACUAUCAUCCCACAGUGUGAAAAUAGUGACUGUUGUGAUCUUGUUUGAUUUGGUUUAGCGAUCAUAUUGUAUUACUGAAACAGCAAUAAUUCCUCCCUCACGUUCAUCUUCCCUCCCACCUCAUAAAAAUGGUCGUGAAGCAGUAUAUAAUGUACUGUAUGCCUUUUUCCAUGCCUUCCUUUCUCCUUGGGUGAUGUGCAAUCCAUCGUAGGCUGAUCAGUCCCAUUUCAACACUGUGAGACUGGAGACACUGGCGGAAAUGGUGAAUGUGAUCCCUAUGAGAUGAUGCUUUGGCUUUGUUAAGAAAUAGAAACGGGUUUGUUAUCUCAGUCUGCAGUACUGCAAAGACUACUAGAUCAUGACUUUUCUUUCUCAGAACCAGGAGUGCCUCAGAGAUUCUGGUGUGACUUUGGACCUCUCUGAGUCUGUGCAAUCAGUUCUGUGGAGGGGAUUGUCAUUGCUGCUCCUGGCUGCCUACAGCACUUUUUCAUUAGAAUAAGAGUAGUUUUUCCUUGCCUGCCCACAGUCUCUCAUCCCAGAAGCUUUAGAUGUUUGACAACUGAGACAUGACUAUUAAUAAGUUGUUUUCCCUCAGAAGGAAAAUUCUAAGAAGAUAAUGUAGGUUACAGUGCACUUUUAGUGGUGUUGUAGCCCUAUGAAACAUUACAUGUCUUCCCCUCCAGGACACAGGGUCAUUCUGGGUAUAAACUAACAUUCAGAUAACACCAUGUUGUUGAAGCAGACUGGCUUGUACAUGGGAGGGAAACACUACUUUCCCAGGAAUUCAUGACUAGCUCUGCUUCAUUUUUGUUGUUGUUAUUCUUGUGAGGUGCUGAUCACUGAAUUGAAAGGUGUAUUCGGGUAAAGAGUAUUUCUCAGGCUGCUUUCUAUGGUAUCAUGGACACCCUGCCCCUCUCAGCUGCUUUCUCAGUGUCCCUGAAGUCAUUUGAAGAAUCUUGUAGUCCAGGCAGACCAUACUAUUAAGGAGCUGUCUCAGUGGUUUGCUAGAAACACUGAAGCUUCAAUGUGAAAUGCUUUCCUAGAAACACCAUUUGUUCAAAGGGAUACUGACAGUGUUUUUCCUGGAAAGAUGGCACUUCAUUGCCUUGGUGUGUGUAAUCUGUUGAGGUGUUUUAAACUAUUGCAAUGGAUUGCCCUACUCCAGAAAAUUUACAACUUACACCGUUGCACCAAGCCUUGAAUGUGUACGACUGGUGUAUGGGCCCUAGCUGGUCCUGUGCUGGCCCUAUGCUAGAGGAUAGCUUGUGGGAGCACAUUUCUUGUUACGUAGGAGAUUGUCAGUCUCUCUCCAUCUCCGUCUCUCUCUUCUUGGAUUGCUAGAGAGAGAAGGGAGAAGUUCAUCCUCUAUCUUAAGUCAUAUAUGAUAUCCUGGAAGUUUACAAAUUGUAAAACCACAGGGAAGAGUUGCAAUCUUCAUGUGGGCACUUUGGUUUCACUGUCACUGUGAAGGAUAAACAUAAGCAGUUGGAAAUAGCAGACUAUUGUCUUUGUUAAAAUCAAGACAAUGACAUGAUGUUGCAUUGCUGGUAGUUAGCUUGGAUCUGGGUUUUUGUUUGGUGGUUUUUUUUCAUUGCUUCUUAAUCUUUAUUUCAAAUAGAAAAACUAUUUUUUAAAAACUUACAUUAAAAUUCAUUUAAGUAUUUAAAGAUUUUUGUUGUGAUUUGACAAAUCACUUUGGUAGACUAGUCUUUGUAUUUUAUAUUCAUAAAGUGAAUUAAAUGGCAUCUGGACUGAUGCAGAAAUUCACUUCUAGAGUAAAUAGAAUUGUCAUCAGUAAAAAAAUUAUACAGUUUCUAAAUUGAAGUUAAUCUUUAUGGACUACCAGUCACACAGAGAUGGAACUAAGGCAAAGUUGAGAUUAGGCUAUGAGGCAUUUUCUGUAAAAAUAUCAAAAGCUGUAUAUUGUUAAACUCUUCUUUAUAAAGUUUUGCUAGUACAGACAUUUGUAAGUGUUGGCUGAAAGUACAAAAUUUAUAUUGUGUAGAGACCACCACAAAGGAAGUUCUAUUAAAGAGUCAUCACUCUAAACUGAAAAGGACCAAAAAAAUUGCUUAAAUCUUUGGGAAAGAAAAGUCAGGACUGUCAGCUAAUUUUAUAAGAAUUACUUUAGCUUAGUAUUUUUAAAAGUAGAGGUGUUCAUUAGUAAGGUUUUCUGCUUUCUACAUUUUCUAUUCUAAGCAUUCCUCCAGAGGGUUUAGAACACUUAAAUUUGCAUCAGGCCAAAUUGUACAAUCUCUCUUUUUUCUUUCCUUUCUUAAAAAAAAUUAAAAAAAUUGUGUGGAGUCUCACACUAUUAAGCUGUUAGAGGAAAGUGAGACAGCUCAGUGACUUCAGACAGGGAAGUCAACUGUACAUACAUAAAUCACAACUUGUUAAAACUACCUUUUAAGAUACUUUUUAUAUAUCUCAUUUUGAUGAUGUGCCUUUUGUUACUGUUGCAUCCAUUGUAUUUUGGUUUGUUCUCGUGUAUGUAUGUGUGUGUGUGUGUAUAUAUAUACACACCCAUAUAUAUACACAUCUGUCCUGUAUAAAGUUUUUUAAAGAGUCCAAAUAUCUUUCUGUUUUUUUUUUUUCUGAUGUGGUACAUUUAUAACUUCUCAAAAUUACCCAUUUAGUGCAAUGUUUCAGUUGUGGGAACUUGUUCUGUCACUUUUCAGACAAGUACUUUUUGACAUCUAUCUUACAAAAUGAGUCAUCACCAAUGUUUACAAAUCAUCUGUAAUCAUAGGCUUUGCCAGUGCUGUACAUCUUGUUUAUCAUUAAUGCUUCUAGAUAUGUCUCAAACUAUGCCAGGGUGCAUUAAGGUUGUAGCAAAACUUUAUAUACUGAAGUUCAGUAUACUUCAAAGUACAAUGGCAGAAAUAAAAUUGGAAGAGUCCAGGAUAUGGGUUGAGGGAAUAAUAUGCUCGCUUCCUGAUAAUAUAUGCUAAGUACUAAACAAAGUAUUAAAUAUGAUUACAUUUUCUGACACUGGUGGCAAAUCUUUAUCCUGAAUUCACUGUACGGUGUCUUCUUUGAGAGCAUUUGAUACUUGAUGUGAGGCAUUAGAUUUAGAUUUCUGGAGUAUUUCAGUGCAACUGCAGCAUUAUCCAAGAAGAUCAAAAAGCAGAACAUCAUUUUUCCAUGUAUACAUGCACAUGCAUGCAUAUACAUGGGAUUUUUAGGUGAGGAAAAGAGGUACUUUAUUUUGAUGUAUAUAUACAUUUAAGUAGGGAUAAAUUAAUUACCCCUCGAUACACUUUUUACCACAUCACAGUAUACUGCUAUUUUGCAACUCAUUUUUGUUGGAAUUUAUAAUUUUAAGAAAAGAUAACAUGUUAGGAUUUGUAACUCCAGCCUGACUAUCCUUUUCAGGGGUUUAUAGAAAGCAGCUUUUUUGGUUGAAUGACGAGCUGUUUUUUUUCAUCCUGCAGGCAGCAAAAGCGACAGCAGUAAAUGUUGCAAAAUUGCAGUUUUAAUUGCUGUAUGAUCGAUUUAGUUUUCAUUUGGAGUCUCUGUAUGUCACUGUCCAUUUUAAAUGCAGAUUUCUUUGAACACCCUUUCUGAUGUGAAUUUGCAAAAGUUUUUAAUGGCAUACUUCAUUCUGUAACACUGAGCAUCAUGUUGCAGCCAGUAAGCAUUAGAUCCUAGUAUUUGUAGUUUGCAAGUGUGUUGGUCUUAAAUGCAUUUCCAACAUGCUUCUGCUAGCUUUAGCAUAGUUAAAAAUACCUGUUUUAACAUCAAAAUAGUGAGAAAAGUUGCUUUCUGACAAAGUAUUUAUUUGCACUACUUACGAAUACUGGAGUUUACUGGGACAGGGUUUUUUCUCACCAUGUGAGGUUUACUUGUGUGUGGGUAGGUACAAACGUUUGUCACAUGUUGACAAUCAAUUGCCUCAACUGUGUGUAUACUGUAUAUAAAUAUGAACAUAUUUUUCAAGAUUAAGGGGGAAACCUGUAUCUUAAUGGUGGCAAAGCUACUCUGUAGAAUGAUGACCCUAUCUCUAAUCCCUUUUUUGUCCCCAGAUACUAUGUGGUUUGUUUUACUUCUCUAAUGAAGAUUAUUAGUAUUCUUGGAAAAAAAUAGCUCCAGGGAAAUUUUCCUCAGUAUUUAAUGUAUAACAUGAUCAGAGAUUUAUAUUUUGAAAAAUUAAUUUUUGAGUAUACAAUUCUAUGCUGUGGCUGUAUUUUAACCUAGGAGUUUGAACUUGGUCUAUUUUAUCAUGAACCAAUGGCUAUCUCUUAAGUGUCCAGUAUUUUAAUUUUGGUCACAAACCAGAAUUUUUGUUCAUUUUGGCUUACAAAUGAAAAUCAAUUUGAAGACUAAGUGAGAACCAAGAAUAAAUUUCUGAGUAAAAUCAUAAAACCCAAGCAGUACAAACUAGGUAUUGUAUUUAUAGUCCUGGAGGAGGUGUGGAGAAUAUAAUGGAACAUGUUUGAAUGAAAUGUAUGUACUGCACACAAAGCAAAAUGAUGAUUCUUGUCUUAAUAAAUCUGAUCUCAUCCUUAAAUUCUGCAACUCUCUCAUUGCCAAAGAUAUUGCUACCUUGGCAUGUUUAAUAUAGCACUAAAGCCAUUAGUUAGGUCUUGUUUGCAACAACUAUUUGCAUCAUAAGAAUAAACACACCCUCUUUUUUAUUUAAAUUUCUUGUUUAGGAUAAUUGCAAGACUAAAGUUGCAAAGUAACCUUUCCUUUCCAACCAUGGUAAUCUCUGUACAAAUCCCCUCUACUUCCAUUGUUGGUUUGUAUCAAAUUGUUCAACAUUCUGUAUUUUCUUUGGUAUUUUAAAUGCUGCUUGUUUCUAGCAUAUGGGCCUUAAUCUCUCCUGAUAAUUCCUUCAGUUUGUUUUCCCACUGACACUUAGAUAAAACUUUGCUGUAGAGAGCUUUUCUGUAGGUGAUUCAGGGUAACAGAUCAUGACAUACAAGGGUACUGUAAUAGUGAAUACAUAUAUCAGUCUGUCAAAAUUUGCAGGUCGUGACUAGAUGAAGAGCCAAAAUAUUAACCUGCCUCUUUCAUGGUGGUGGAAGGUGAUGGAGAGAAUUGUGGGCAACUUGGUUUGUCAGUAGUUCCUGACAGCAAGCAGUAAGUGGAUUUUGCAAGACUGACACAUACAAGGAUUUCCGCAUACUCCUGAUGAAAUGUUGUUUAAAAUAAAACAGAUCUUGGAACAAGGUUUCAAAACACAGCAGCUAACCAUUUCAGACAAACUUGCCUAGUAAGUUUAGGCAAAUGUCAAGGCCUCUGAUAUUAACAGUUCAGAGGGAAGCUGUAGAAGUCAAAGGGUCAAAUUUGUCCCAUGUUGUUUUUCUUUAUUAGAGCAGUAAUGAAAAAAAAAAUUCUUCCAUUCUUUUAUUUUUCUCCAGGGUACCCUCCUCCUCUGGUUUGUUUGUUUAUGGAGGAAGUGUUGUUGUGGUUUUGGUAUUGUUUUGGUGGUUUUCUUCUUUGUUUUUUUCUGACUGUGUUCAUCAGAUUUUACCAGAAGUAGUAUCUGAGUGAACAAAUAAAUUAAAAAUGGGUCCAUAAAUUAUCCCUCCUAUCAUAAAGGAUUAGUAAGGUAUUCCAGAGAAGAGCUGUUGAUGGGAACAGAUGUAUAGUAAAACUUUGUGUCUGUACAGUAAAAUCUUUCUGUACAUUUUACCUUGUGCGUGAUGAGCAAAGUGAAGAGAUCAAGUUGUAUUAAUCAAUUAUUGGGUUGUGAGCUCCCAGUGGAGAACUCCCAUAAAACAGUUUAAAUAUUGACUCUUGAAAAGAUGAUUAAUAACUCAUUAAAAUGUGGCAUAGAAUUCACACAGGGUUUUUGGGUUAGAGGGUAAAAUGGUCAGGGGAGAUAACUGUUCAGGAGUCUCUCCUAGUAAAGUGAUUUUAUGGUGCUUUGUCAUGGAAACUUCCUUACAAAUCGGUAGUGGAUCCCAUGUGUUUGAGUCCUCCCCAGAGGAGAAUCACAGAGCUAAUUACAAAAAAGUAAAAGUAUGAAUGAAGCAACAUUUAACCUUUUGUUCUAAAAUAUGGAGGCCUUGGGAGUGACAGAACAGUAUCAAUAGUCAGUAUUUCUUUCUGUUCAGACAGUUACUGUUGUGCUAGACUUUCAUGCUGUUAGUUUAUGAAAAAUGCAAGUAGUAGAAACUUUGCAGCUUCAAGUAUACAGUAGAUGUGAGUUAACAAUCACUCAGGAUAAACCAACUUGUCAAAGUAUUAAUAGAUUUCUAGUACUGGAGUGUGUCUGUGUGUUUUUGUGUGGCCGUGUUCAAUGAUUACUUUGAAACAAGACUUCUUGUUGUUUUCUUGCAGAUAAUAACUACUUACAGGAUGGGUAUUACUAGUUGGUUACUUAUGGGAGAAUACUAUAUGAUUAAAUAAAAUUGAGUCAUUUAACAUUUUUGUCCAUAUCAAAGAUUCCAGGAGAAAGCUAAUAAUUUUUUAAAAUAAUUAAAUCAGAUGCUCUGAAUGCAUUUUAGAUUUACUGCAGUGACUUUUAUUUCCUAUUAAAGAAACUCUGACAACUAAAUUGAGGUACCCUAUGCUGCAUUUAAAAAAAAUUCUAAUUCCUGUACUUUACAGUGAACCUUGUGAUCUGCUUUUGUCCUUGCAAGAACACAGGAUAUGCCAUCAAUUUUCCUAGCAAAAAGAAACAUUCUGCAAGGGUUAAAAUGUUAUUUACUUUUUUUUCUGUCAUACCAGGUUUGUUUCUCUGAACUAAGGUUUCUGAGGAUUUUUACUACUUCAGCAUUAUGUAAUCUUAUCUCUGUCAUAGAGGAAGCAUAAGCAGCAAGUAGCCUACUUCUUGUGGGACAAAUAGGCUAGGUGAAAGGACAUGGAAUCAAUGGUGUGAGCAGGUCUUGAGCAGGGUAGCCUUGCUUGCUGGUAUCAGCCUCAGAUGUUCAAGAUUUGGUACUGGUGAAGGACUAAACCAAACAGGAUUUUAAUAACCGUGACCUCUGCUGUAUGAUGUCCUUUAACCUGGGACCAGGGAAAAUCUUCAUUCUUGGACCUGAAGAUGGCACGUAUUGAAGAUCAUGUUAUUGAUGCAUGUAAGCCAUUAUUUAACUGUCUUACUGAGCUGGUAAUGCUGUUGAUUGUUGUUGAAAUGUGAAAUGUAGUUAGUAUUGACUUUGUAAAUAUCUGCCAGAGACGAAGUAUAAUUAUUUUGAAUCAUUGUAAAUAGAGAUGUAUAAAACUCGACACAAUCUGCAAUGCAGAAAAAAAAGUAUAUAAAGAUGUUAAAUAAAUAUUGUGCUGUUUCUGAGCAAGAAUGAA